GUCUACUACCGUUUCGCGCACAAGAGCCAAGUGCUUGAAAAGAUCGAGUUCUACGGGAAAGAGAUUGCCAUUGGCGACCUGAGGCACACGAUAGCGGAGAAGCAGAAGCUGCCGAAGGUGGAUGUGCAGAUUCUCAACGAAUCUACCGGGGAGGUGUACACUCGCGAUGGUCAUCUGCUGCGGCCCAAUGUGAUUGUCACGGUGCGCCGCACACCGAUCCAAACACAGAAGAAGCCGGCUGUCCUCAACUUAGAAGGAGCUGACAUACUCAGUCGUGUGAAGCGAGCGAAGAUUGCCCCGCAGCCAAAGCCGGAGCCAGUGCCAGAAGAGAAAGCUCCUUGCCCUCCGGAGUACUUGUGCUCCUUGUGCACGGGGCUCUUCGAGAACCCGAGCAUUGCGCCUUGCUGCGGUCGGUCUGCGUGCCUGCACUGCUUUGAGGCGCAGCCGACGAAGAUCUGCCCGCUUUGCAAUAGGCAAAGAGCGGAAGAUCAGAAGCCCCUGCCCAACCCACGGCUGGCGGACAUCAUCGCCUCCCUGAAUUUGGAUUUCUUCGAGCUUCCAGCCGUGACAGUGGCACGGCAAGCGGCAGCCGCCCGAGCUGCGGCGCAAGCGCCGGCCACCACAGCGCCGGCCACUACGGUGCCGCCGGCCCUGGCGCCGCCGGUGGAAACAGUCCCCACACCUGUGCCAGUGCAGGCCCCCGUCCGCACACCGCCUGCGGCACCUGCCAAUGUGAUGGUUACGCCGCCGAUGCUGUCGAAAGAGCAGUUUUACGCGUGGCAGCAGUCGCUGAUGAUGGCAAAAUCUGUAAAAGACCGGAAUAGGGACAGACGCCGAAGGCGCCGGCGGUCGCCUGGAAGCUCAGAGUGA
Messenger RNA from Symbiodinium sp. CCMP2456, 870 nucleotides. The record is from the annotation of a GenBank genome assembly. Lineage: Eukaryota; Dinophyceae; Suessiales; Symbiodiniaceae.